Molecule: messenger RNA, 302 nt
Organism: Amoebophrya sp. A120
Lineage: Eukaryota; Dinophyceae; Syndiniales; Amoebophryaceae
Source: the annotation of a GenBank genome assembly
GCGAGCUUCUGCGUAGCGAGCUCCAUGGUGUCUUCUUCUACAUCGGAUCAUCCAGCAGGAGCAGCACAGUCUUUUCUUCAGUCGACCGCGAUAUCAAACUCUCUCACCUCAUCUCUCGUAGUGGAGCCACCAGGUAGUUCCAGUACAACUGGAUCCCUCCGGGCACGGAGCUCUGAACAUCAAGCGGAUCAUACGCUGUGGAAAAAUGCGCGUCUGCUCGGCAGGAUAAGCCACGGGUGGACCUCAUCCGCCUCUCACAGCGGAUUCAGCAGCCCAACGGAAGAGAUGCGGAAGAAGUUCCG